GACGUUGCGGAACGUUGACGGCUCCUCAAAGCUUUUCCGAUCUCCAAACCUAAUCCCAACCAUAACUCCAAUCCUCCUUUCGUUUCUUUUGCUACUUGUUCCUGCGGGUUUCUUGUGUUGCAGGUUUAGAGAUCUAAGGCGCGUCGAUCUCGAUCCAUGGACGCCGUGGCGGUCGUUCGGUCUCCCCAGUUCCUCGGCAAAGCUUCCGAUUGCGCCUCCAGAUCGUGUGUUCUGGCGGCCUCCCGGCCGGAUUUCGUCUCAUUCGAUCCCAGAUCCCAUUUCUCCAGCAGAUGGCUCAAGGGUUGCCGUUCAAUCUCUGUACGGAAGCUUGGGCAAAGAGGAUUCGGUGAUCGAAGGAACAGCGGUAUUAGGGCAUCUUUAUCGUCCCCCAAUUCAUCCGAAUCGUCCUCCCCCAUAGCUCCUCUCCAGUUGGAAUCGCCAAUUGGGCAGUUUUUGUCUCAGAUCCUCAUCAGCCAUCCUCAUCUCGUCCCUGCUGCCGUUGAUCAACAGCUCGAUCAGCUCCAGACUGACCGCGAGGCCGAGAAGAACAAGGAGGAGCCAUCCCCUUCCGGCACUGACCUCGUUUUGUACAGGAGAAUCGCAGAGGUGAAAGCUAAAGAGAGGAGAAGGGCUCUGGAGGAGAUACUAUAUGCCUUGGUUGUCCAGAAGUUCAUGGAAGCUGAUGUUUCCUUGGUUCCCACCCUCUCACAAUCAACGGAUCCCUCUGAGAGGGUUGACCAGUGGCCGCCCGAGGAGGAGAAGAUUGAAAGGCUCCAUUCUCCAGAUGCAUAUGAGAUGAUCAAGAAUCACCUGGCUCUUAUAUUGGGGCAGCGAUUGGGGGAUUCAAACUCUGUUGCACCCAUAAGCAAGCUUCGGGUUGGACAGGUUUAUGCUGCUUCAGUGAUGUAUGGGUACUUCCUCAAGCGAGUGGAUCAAAGGUUUCAACUUGAGAAGUCAAUGAAGAGCCUCCCCUGGGGAACUGAUGAAGAGGAGGAUGCCAUUAAACAAGCAAUGCCCGAUGAGUCGAGACCAUCAGCUCAAAUUGGGAAUUCUCAUCCUGAGGCAUCUUUGGGGUCUUCUCCAAGCUUCAGCCAGGGUGGGUUUGGCCAUAAUGUCAAGCCCUGCAGGCUACGGUCCUAUGUCAUGUCAUUUGAUUCUGAGACAUUGCAAAGGUAUGCGACAGUGAGGUCGAAGGAGGCCUUUAGCAUUAUUGAGAAGCACACUGAGGCGUUGUUUGGGAGACCAGAGAUUGUCAUCACACCUCAGGGGACGAUUGAUUCCUCUAAGGAUGAGCUGAUCAAGAUUAGUUUUGCGGGCUUGAGAAGGCUUAUUUUGGAGGCUGUAACUUUUGGGUCUUUCCUCUGGGACGUCGAGAGCUAUGUAGAUUCCAGGUACCAUUUCGUGACUAACUAGUUUGCUCGAGAGUAAAUUUGAGCAAGUUACUACUGCACAAGUUAGUUUGAAGAUGUUCAUCAGCGAUAAGGAGAUUCAUAUUUGCCAGUUGUGGCAAGCAUUAUGGAGUUGCUAACUCUUUUGUUACUAUCAGAUCCCUCCCCUCUGUUUGAGGGUUUAAGCAUUGUACAAAGGGAGCCUCUUUAGUUUUAUAUUUAGGAAUUUUAUAGUUGCUAUUAAUGCUUAGAACUUGUAUUUCUCAAUGGUAUUUGGGAUAAUUUUGAGUUGCAAUGUGAAAUCCUAGAAUUUGUUUCUGUGAGGAUGAUAAAUUCUUCUAUAACUAGAUUGGGUUAUUGGCAUUGCUGUUA
Messenger RNA from Phoenix dactylifera (date palm), 1760 nucleotides. Its product is annotated as UV-B-induced protein At3g17800, chloroplastic-like. NCBI's taxonomy places the organism in Eukaryota, Viridiplantae, Streptophyta, Magnoliopsida, Arecales, Arecaceae. The record is from RefSeq and is a predicted model, not a curated record.